UCCGUCUAUGUUGCCAUAUGUUGAGCAACUUUGUUGUGCGAAUGACACAUUUGGUUAAUGGUUACAGACGUGGCAUUUCUACACACCUGCUUUUAAAAAAAAGACUUUUCUUUCCCAGGACAAGGCAGAAGUCGACUGAAGCCAACCUCAAUGUCUAGCUGCUUCAAGUGGAGGUGUUUGGGAGACAGUGGAUAUUUCUGCGACAGGAAUUGGAAUUGCACGGCGUUACGGUGAUGGUGUCAGAGUCCGCCGCAUAAAGAGAGCGAAGAUGAUGUCCCUGAUCGACCUGGAUGACGACCAGCGCUGGGUCCCCACGCACGUCAAUGUCACGGUCCUCCGCGCUAGAGGACUGCGGACCAAGGGCAAGCACGGCAGCCGCUACCUGUACACCGUCGUCCAGUCCGGGAAGGACAAGUACACCACCGGCCUGGUGGAAAAGGCGGAGGUUCCCGAGUGGACUGAGGAGUGCUGCUUCGAGCUGCUGCCCGGGAUCCUGGAGGAGGGAGGCCGGGCCGCGUACCCGCCAGGCAGCGGGAACCUGGUGCUCACGGUCAUGCACCGGGUCCUCAUCGGCUUGGACGUGUUUCUGGGUCAGACCGUCAUCCCGCUGGACCGGAUAUUCCAGGAGGGAAUGUGUCCGAGAGAUGAGUGGUUCAAGCUCCACUCCAAAGCUGGCAGAAAAGAGAAGGAGCGCGGUGAACUCCAACUGACCGUCCAGUUCACCCGCAACAACAUGACAGCAAGCAUGUUCGACCUGACCAUCAAGGACGCGCCUCGUUCUGCUUUUGGCAAACUCAAGGACCGAGUCACGGGCAGGAAGAGGGGAGACGUGGAGUCUUCCUCUGCUAUUUUGCCAGGACGCUACGCUGCCCUGUCGGGAUCGGUGACCGAACCAUGUGGGGAUGAGGGAGUGCCCGUGGAGAUGGUGGAGGAGAAGAGGAGUAAGGUCAAGGAGUUCUUCAAAGGAAGGCUGAGAUUAGCUUCUGAUUCCAGGUCGUGCUCCUCAUUAGCCUCAGACAGUAGCAUGUCCAGCAUCGCCAGUGAAAGCCUCGGCCCUCCACCAAGUCUGCUGACAGACCCGCCCAGCUCCCCCAUCUACACGUCCAAAGUCAGGGUGGACUCCGGCUAUGGAGAGGCAGAUUUAGCCAAAAAAGUGCUGACGAGUCAACACACCACAAAGGUCAUGACUCACAAGCGAGCCUUCAGCGACGAAGUGAGCAAGAUCACCACGGGGACGCCCCGGUCCAGUCUUCCCGUCGAGUCCAUCAGAAGCCAGUCAAUGACUCAGUCCAAGUCCUCCUUGUGUAUCAAUGGAAGCCAUGUUUAUGAAUCUGAGCCUUCCACUCCAAAGUCUUCCGCAGCGAUCCCAUCCAAACUCUUGCUGGAGAAGUGUUCCCCUCUUUCUCGAUCCCUACAGAACCUCACCAAGCGAAGUGAGGACAAGGGUUUGGGCGAAGGCAGACGUUGGUCUUUCGACAAGACAAAGAAAGAGGAGAAGCAGGAAGAAAGGGAUGCAUCUCUGACAUCAGUGGAGAUCGAAGGUGGCCAAGCCGCCACACCAAUCCUCUCCAGUGGAGCUGAUUCGUCAGAGAAAGGGAGAAAGCUUAAGAAGACCCUAUUCUCUGGAGGGAGGAGCGACUCUCUCCCAGCAAAGACUGAAGGGAGCCAGCCGGCUGAAGGAAGACUUCGAGGCUGGUUUGGCUCUGGAGACAUUCAGAACAAACCAAGGCUGGAAGGUUCCACUAAGGUAGAAAGCAGCUCAGACGUUCCCCCUCCCAUUGUUCCUUGCUCACCUGAACCCCUCCGGUGUCCCUCACCCUCUCCAUCACCCUGUCACCACGACUCCAUUACCCCCACAUCUUCUCCUUCCUCAACCCCGAUUUCCCCCUCCAACCCUUUCCUCUCACGUAUACAACGCAACCCCUUUUUUGAAGAGCUCAUAUCCGAAGAGUUACGGAGGUCGCCGCCUCUUGCACCUCUCUCUCCGUCCGCUUCUUCCACCUUUUCUCACAAUGUCCCACCAUCUCUGCAGCACAGCACUCCCCACUCCACUCAUGAUGUCGGGGCUUCAAAUGUAGGUUCCAUAAAGCGUGAGCGCCCCAGGCCGGUCCCUCGGCAGGUAUCUCUCCCUACUUUAGUUCAAACAGCAUCCACAGACUCUCCCUCGAAGCGUGAAAGCAACUGUAAACAGGAGGAUGGCUUUGAUGCAUUCGCCUCCAGCAGGCUCUAUUCUCCAACAGGAAAUGCGCCUCAGAUCAAACCAAGAACCAGCAAGAGGAGCAGUUCACUUCGGCUAAAUAAGGACUGCGCUCCAGAGUGGGAGGAACAGCCUCCACCAGUGCCUCCAAGAAGACUCCUUAGAUCAUCAGUAAGUGAAAUCUAUUCCGAUGGCUGGCUUCAUAGAGGUCAGGAACUGGCUGUCCACAAAGAAGCCUACCUCUUAUCCCAAACUGGAGUGGCCUCACGCCAGCGUGAAAGAGAAGCGGAUUCCAAGAGUAGGGUUGUCGCGAUGGACUCUUACAUCAGAAACAAGGAUACAGUCUCUGGCAACUCUCACACCCACAGGGGCUUUGUUGGGUCUGUAGCUGAAGACAAGUUAAGGAAGUUUAGGUACGAACCCCUGGAGGAUGUGAGCGACUGCUGGGGAGGCAUGUUCUUCGAGCAAGACUUGUACGGACGAGUUUUUAGAGCAAACUGUCCACAGCCCAAAGCGACGAAUCGACUGUCACUGAACGCAGUGGAAACCACCGUGAACAAAAUCACAUGCAACAAUGUAACGCCCAACAUGAUCCUCGAUAGCAGAACGUCCGUAAUGGGUCAUCUGAAGCGCUCACCCUGUGACAAGUCAGACUUAGAUGCCCUCCAAUCUGUUUUGACUUUGGAAGAGCAGAAGGACGCUCCACUUUCGAAUCUAUCAAAAUGCCUUAACAACAACAUGAUUCCAGCCAAAGAAGAUCUAAACAUGAAUCAUCCAGAUUUUGGUUUCAUCGAUUCUGAUCGGUCCUUCCAGUCGGAGUCGGUGGAUUCACUCAAAGGCAUCAGCAGCUUGGAGGAAAGUGUUGCCCUGGACGUUUCUCCAGUUGCACCUCAUAACACAACAGUCACCCAAAAAUGCGUCUAUACUUUGAAGGACACCCAUAUAGCUGAUAUAGCCCCCUCCGAUGAAGCCAUGGAUUCUUAUGAUAAACUAUGCAGCGUUUCCUCUGGGCAUCAGGACACUUGUGGGGACUCCGGCAGCAACCAUCCUGCAACAGAACCCAGGGAAGAGGAGACCAACGGAGCUCAUUUGAAAAGGACCAUGGAAGAUUGCGAUGAUAACGGGAACCCGCAAGAUGAGUUGGACGCAAACAACCAAUCGGAUCUUUUUCCAGGCGUAGUCAGUGCUCGUCUUAGGCCCAAAGGAAUUUCCAGAACAAACAGUCCGAACAGCCAAGGCGGAGGAGGCGACAGUGAUUUUGAGCAGUUUUUAUUUCUCGUGCAAAAGAUUUCCGUCAGUGAGGACUCCACCUUCUAUCAGCCCACCGAAACAGCUGUUCUAGCAGAAACAUGCAAGGCGGGAUCCCAGAUUAGCUUUAAGGACCUCCAUGCUAAAGUUGCCCCAGAUAUGAGAGUCCCAUCCGAGUCAAAGAUUGGGCAAUCUUUGCAGGAGCCCCCACAUCCCAUCCUCUCUGCAGAAGCUCUGAUCUCCCCUGUCUGUUGCCCCCCUGUGCGCACCUCAAGCAUGGGGCUUCCAAGUGCCGAAGCCCGCUACACCACCUGCUCUACCACUGACCAGCACCUGGUCGAUGCACAACCCUCACUUUUGCCUGAGAAGACACAGCCAUCUAGCAACCUGCCCCAUCAGGAGAGCAGAACUCACCCUGUCAAGCCAUUAACCUCAAGUCAGAUGGAGAAGAAGGAGAGUCGCUCAGUGCUGGAGAAACUCAAGUCCACCAUCAACCCUGGACGCACGGCGCAGCAGGCGGCUGCUGAGACGGCGGCGAGCCAGGAGGCGACAGUGGACACCUCGGCUCACUACCAGCACCUGACCAACAUGGAGCUGAUCUCCCUGCUGCUGCAGCAGGAGAUGGACAUGCAGAAGCAGCAGGCGGCCUCGGAGCAGCAGGGCGCCAAGCUGGAGAAAUGUGAGGCCGAGCUGAAGAAAGUCAAGGCUCAGGUCCGAGACCUGGAGGACUACAUUGAUAAUCUCCUGUUGAGGAUCAUGGAGCAGACACCCACGCUGCUUCAGGUGCGGAACAGACACAAAUGACGUCAGCCUUCAGUGCAGGCCCCUAAAAUAAAAGCUAAAAUGACUGACACGGAACAGGGUCCACCCAGAUCUCCACACUGCUGACACUGCCCUUUUGAAGUGGACGCACCCUUCGCCGCUGUGCAUGUGGUUUCAAUGGCAUCUGAAAAAGAGAAGUAGAUGCAAAAUAUACAUUUUAAUUGAGCUUAUUAGAGUGUUAGUAGAUCUCAAACUCACGAUCAGUGUCGAUAAAAAAAACACCAUUUGAAAGAAAUGGUUUAAUUUUGAAUCGUAAAAAUCACAUAUACAAGGUGAAGUAAGGUUCAAUCAUCUCUGCAAAAUCCCACUGGCGCUCUUGGUCACUGCUUAUUUACAAUUUCCAGAUAAGAAGCAGCAUGUCAAAACACCACGCUGAAUGCAAUAGCCAUCUUUGAUAUAAUAAAAACGCUUUGUGUAUUUCCAGGUGUAUAUAU
Molecule: messenger RNA, 4701 nt
Organism: Synchiropus splendidus (mandarinfish)
Lineage: Eukaryota; Metazoa; Chordata; Actinopteri; Syngnathiformes; Callionymidae
Product: rab11 family-interacting protein 1-like
Exons: 8
Coding region: 269-4249 (1326 amino acids)
Biological process (GO): regulated exocytosis
Cellular component (GO): mitochondrion; secretory granule; recycling endosome
Molecular function (GO): small GTPase binding
Source: RefSeq, a predicted model, not a curated record